AUAAUAUAUAUAACAUACAAAAUAUUUUUAACAUUGAAAUACAUUUGGAUUUCGCAUGGCCAAGCUCUUGACACGGUGCAUGCUGCAAGCAAACAGCCGAGCCAUGUUUGCCUCCAGGACCUCAUAAAUCACCGCUGUGGCAUGAAUGGGACGAACAUUAAGGAGCCCAAUUGUGACUUAAUGUUCACAAAUACAAGCCCACUUACAUUUUCGUGCGGGUUUCCCUGAUAUCUUAGCUUAAAGGGGGCUGAGUCUAUCCACGCGUUGGGCAAUGAUUCAUUUUUAUGGCCUGUUUAAACAGGCUGGCUCUCCUACAACGGCUCGCUGGAGUUGCAUGUCUGUGCAAGCUGCUCACUUCCCGUGUGGGGAUCAAAUUCAAACCAGACCGCUAGGAUAAUUUAUGAGAUGUGCCCCUCGAACGUAUAAGUGUCAUUUCCAUUAUUUUAUUAUAGUUAUCAUUAUUUUCUAGGAUUAUUUUCUCAAGCCGUCAGGUGAAAUAUUGGGAUUCGAUAUGAUGAUUAUGAAUAGCUUUGCUCUAUUGCUUUGCACUUACGUUGACUUAUGGGAAUCGUUUAAUAGCCCACUUUGGUUCAAUAUCGGGAUGUAACUUUGCGCGUGAAAUCAACAACCACCAGUUGCAUCGAUCGAUUUUAUAACACGCAUCUGUGGCAAAAAAAAAAUAAUAAUCAACAGAGUGUAUAUGCUCUCUUUUGUGUGUUAAAAACAGAUGUAGACUCGGGGAAAAAAACUGCGGUGGGGGAGCCCUGCAGUAUUGGUGUCCAUAACCAAAUCAUUCCGAGACAACGCGUCUUUUCUGUGCGCACAUGUGCUCACACAAAGAGGACAGAGAGCUGCGUGGCCUGCUGGUGGCUGGCUCCCCUGACAUGCACCAUUCUCCGCGCCCACGCAUGCUCUUUGCUGCAGAUGGGAUGUCAGAGGCGAGGUGGGAGGGGGAAGGGAAUUAGAGUAGGCUAUUGACUGCUAGCUUUGCUUACAAGUUUACGUCAUGCAUUUUGGAAAAUCUUAUGAACAUAUAUACUAUAUGUGCGUAUAUGCAUAAAUAGUGCAUGUCACUCCAUUGUGCUAUAUUGUUACUAUAGAUUUGCUAGUUUGUGCAGCUGCACCGAAUUGUGAUAUGCACGACUUUCAUAUGUUUUUGUUCGAUGUUGCAAUCUUCACUGAAAUAUUAUUUUCAUUUUAGGUGUAAUGCUACAUUUGACCACCGAAGGCGCUCAUUCAUCCCAAUGGAUCCGCUCAUUCACGCCCCCACCUCCCCCUCCCUUUUCUUUUCUCUCAGUCAAGAGCUUGCCCUCCGGUCUGCUCCCACUCCCACUCACUCCCACUCUCUCUUCCCACCCGACAAUCUCCACAACCAUUAAUUUAUUUCCCCAGCAGCUUCAUUUGAUGAACUUUUUAACAGGGUAAUCAAGCCACGGGCUAUGCGCGAACACCACCGCUGGCCACGCAUUAUCACUCCAUUUGAUCACGCCAUAAUGAAUACAUACACCGUGUAAGUUAAGUCAGAGUUGACCCUGAGAGGAAACUGAAUUAAUAGCACAUUCUAUUAGUGAAUCUCGCCGUUUCCUCAACCUUCCAGCAAGUCUGACAUGCAGAUAAAUGUGACCCUAAUGAGAAAACAAAGUCAUGAGAGCAACGCCAUUAUCCUCCGCUGGCUUCUUUUGGGUGUCAAUGGAGUGAAACAUUUGCCCUCUCUGCCCCGCUGUGACAAUAUUUGCUGAGUAAAUCCCUCGCAGUGUUAAAGCGUGAAACAUUUGGCAUCGGAAUGAGACACUGAUAGCCUCUGGCAGUGACACACAUUGACACAUUCAUUCAUCCAGAAAAAAAUAGUUCCUCCCUUACAAUGACACGAUUUAAUGACAUCACGCAUGAUUGCCUCCCCCUAAAAAAAUAGCCUACCUGGGGUCAGAGUGCACACCUUCGCUUUGGAGCAUCCCCGAGCGUCCCGUGCAUGCAACCCCGUCCGCCGUCCGCCACCGUCUGCCACCCAGCUUCAUUGUUUGCUCGGCCAAUGCGUAAGUGCAUGACGCGUCACCUUGAUCGACGAGCGGCUGGAAUUUAAAUAGCCACUCAAACAGCAAUCUGUCAGCGGCUGAGAGGAUAAGCUCAAGUGUCUCACUGGCUGACCCGGACCCACGUGACCACACCCGUUCAUUGAUGUUGGUCAAUGCCCCCCCUUUAACCCCCCUCCCCGCCCUCCUCUUGAUAUCAGCGUAUAGGUAAAUGUUGGCACGGUCACUCGGGGUAAGAGAGGAGAGAUCAGAGGUGCUCCAAGCGCUCCCUGGACUCAAACAUGCUACAAUGAGCACUUUCUUAGAUUAUUCCGUCAUGAACAAUGAGGGUGGGUCGUGUUCCGUGAGAGCUUUCCACCCGGAUCACGGGAUUACAACUUUCCAGUCGUGCGCAGUGACGGUGAACAACUGCGGCGCGGAUGAGCGCUUCAUGGCGAGCAGGGCUUCCCCGGACGAGCACCAGCAGCCGGGCUCCUACCAGUCCCCCGCGGGGAAUCUGCAUGGGCUCGCUUACGGCGCGCACCCAACCUGCAGCUCCGGCUACGGCGCGCAAAGUUUCUGCGCGUCCUACAACCAUUACGCGCUCAGCCAGGAAGUCGACUCCACCGCGGGGUUUCCACAGUGCGGCCCGCUCGUGUACUCGGGUAACCUUUCCACGUCAGUGGUGGCGCAACAUCGCCAGAAUUACACUGCAGCCCCUAUGGGUCAACUGCAGUAUGCUCACCCGGCCUACGGAGGCGGGCACGAGCAAGCCACCCCCUUCCCCGGGUGCUCGAACCCUCUGUCUCCUCUGCAUGCGGCUCACCUGGAGGGAUGCUGCUCUCCUCUGUCCGAGGGAGCUUCCAAUGCACAGACCUUCGAUUGGAUGAAAGUCAAGAGGAAUCCUCCUAAAACAGGGAGGUCAGGUGAGUACGGCUACGGAAGUCAGCCCAACACGGUGCGGACCAACUUCACCACCAAACAACUGACCGAGUUGGAGAAGGAGUUCCACUUUAACAAGUAUCUGACCCGAGCACGGCGCGUGGAGAUCGCCGCUACGCUGCAGCUGAAUGAGACUCAAGUGAAAAUCUGGUUCCAGAACCGAAGGAUGAAGCAGAAGAAACGAGAGAAAGAAGGGCUGCUCCCGGUCAAGGCCGUGACCUCUGACCCUGGCGAGCACCUUCAGGAGAAACUGGACGACGCCGCGUCGGAAAAGUCGGUUUCGGCUCCUUCGACCCCUUCCCCUCCUUCCUCCUCGGUGUCCUCCACUGGGGGGGACCCUUACUGUUCCAAUUAAAAGCCACUUGCCUCAUCCCCAAAGCUAAUAGCCAAAGUCCUGCAUUACCAAAAGUACAUUUUGGAGGAACACAUGCACUUUUUGGACAUGUAGGCAAAAUGGACGGGCUCUAAUUGUCUUUUCUAUUGUGUAUUGUAAAUCUGAAAAUGUGCAGUAUUAACUUCUUUGGACUGUACCUCAAAUGUGCCAAAGUCACAACAAUCAUCAUAAUCCACAUCGUUACGCACAUUGUGUGAAAGUCUUGUGUGAGAGUUGCAUGGUGCGUUCACGGGUGAUCGGGAUGCUGAGUUUUAUCAGUUUACCAAGGCACGCGUUGCGGGCUUCUAUUUGUUUGUAUAUUUAACCAAGCACAAACGUUUACGGGUCAAACAUGGGAUUAUUAAAGUGAGGUUGUACCUCUUAAAAGUU
Messenger RNA from Syngnathus typhle (broad-nosed pipefish), 3714 nucleotides. RefSeq names its product homeobox A1a (gene hoxa1a). Gene Ontology annotation, cellular component: nucleus. The transcript has 2 exons. The coding region runs from base 2242 to 3306 and encodes 354 amino acids. Gene Ontology annotation, biological process: regulation of transcription by RNA polymerase II. NCBI's taxonomy places the organism in Eukaryota, Metazoa, Chordata, Actinopteri, Syngnathiformes, Syngnathidae. Gene Ontology annotation, molecular function: DNA-binding transcription factor activity, RNA polymerase II-specific; RNA polymerase II cis-regulatory region sequence-specific DNA binding. The record is from RefSeq and is a predicted model, not a curated record.